AUGAGCAGGGUCCCGUUGUAUCAAGAGUUGAGAUUGAUUGAAAGAAACGAGUCGGAAGUAAACGGAGCCUGGAAGGGUGCUCACGUGCUCCUCUUUUUCCUGGCGUUCGUGUUCGGUUCUUUCUGCACGUUUUGUUUUCAUAUGCUAAUGUACCUCUUUGAUGAGAAAUGCGUGUUGUUUCCGAAGCUCCUGUCCCUGCCUUCGAUUAAGCAUAACGUUAUCUACGAGUUUGUACCUUCCACCAAUGACCUUGGAAUCUUACCUAUAGACCUGCUAAGUCCUCAAUGGGUUGAGAAGAGCACCUGUUCGCUCCCCACCUUUGUCCCGCUGGUGUCGGGAAUCUGUGGCCUCAUAUGGACCACCCUAUUCCUUAUGUGCUCAACUGGGAGAAGACUUACCGGUUUGCAGAGACCUUGGCGCGUAAUACCUCCGAUGUUUGUGUUCUCACUGGUGAUGAGCUGUGUAUGCAUAUACUCUUCAGUUGUCACACAUUACGGGUUACACGAACUCUGUACGAAGCUGGGAGAAAUUACAGGCAGCCCCACCUGUUCCUACACUAUAAACGUGGCUACCCUCCUAUACGAGCGACGUAUCCGCGGCGUGUACCAAGCGACGCGGCUGACGAUCCUCUCGGCCUGGCUGCACACAGCAUGCUGGCUGCUAUCGGCUGUACUGGCUUUGGUUCGAGUGCUGCUAGCCGUGGACUUCAAGCUGGUCCGCGUUUCGGCACAGCUCCAUGGGGAUAUCGAUAAUAUAUUGCAGCGACACGAAGUUCAAAUUAGAACCAUAUCGCCCGAAACCUUAGUUAAUGAAGAAAACGAACGUACUCGUGUCUCAUCCAAUGACUUCAUUUUCCUGGCAAAGCAUGAAGUUACCAUGUCUGAUCAGUCGCUUGUGCCCGACAAAAGGUAUGAAACCGUGGACGAAGACACAGCAUUUAUCGUUAAAAUGCUGUACGAUUUAUUGAAAACCUUGCCUUUAACUGAUCUCUCUAUCUUACGACCCACUUCUAUGGCUCCAUUCUCAGAGCCUAACCUUAUGGCAUCGGAUAUAUUCAGGCAGUACGGGACAGAAGUAUUGAAAUCUCGAGUCAACACCAGUGAAUUGCAGUCAGGGUCUAAAACAAGUGAACCGGUUCUUGAAGAUGACGAUGUCAAAGAAGUAGUAGAGAGGAUUGACAGCCUCAUUUUAAGUCAACAUGACAAAGUAAAGAAAUCUAGAGAAGGAAUUUCUUUUAGAAAUGAGUCGCCCCGGGCUUCGACGUCUAGACGGUCUCGAAUUGGGGACGAAUCCGUUAUGAAUAUUACUCCAGAAAUGAGACGUGUUUUAGAUACUGCUGAGGAUGUGAAAUUAAAAAAUCAAGCUCGUUUAUCGAGUUUGAGGACUAUCUCAGUACAGACGGAAGACAAGGGCAGGACUCGACCAAGAGUACAAAUAUCUCAAAUGAAUGUGACGAUGAGAGAAAGUGAUUCGUCUGACACGGGUGCUGAAGAUCAGAGGUCUGCAGAAUCUCUUAAGAAAGAGGUUGAUAAAGAUACACAAACUCGUGAAAAAGAAAAACAGGAUUAAGUUUUCCGUGUAU
Helicoverpa zea (corn earworm) is the source of this 1582-nucleotide messenger RNA. RefSeq lists its product as uncharacterized. Lineage: Eukaryota; Metazoa; Arthropoda; Insecta; Lepidoptera; Noctuidae. The record is from RefSeq and is a predicted model, not a curated record. The coding region runs from base 1 to 1569 and encodes 522 amino acids. The transcript is spliced from 6 exons.